Photinus pyralis (common eastern firefly) is the source of this 2587-nucleotide messenger RNA. RefSeq names its product protein prickle-like. Lineage: Eukaryota; Metazoa; Arthropoda; Insecta; Coleoptera; Lampyridae. Bases 404 to 2554 code for a protein of 716 amino acids. The transcript is spliced from 7 exons. The record is from RefSeq and is a predicted model, not a curated record. Gene Ontology annotation, molecular function: zinc ion binding.
UUCGUGGUGCUCGGUCGGUGAACUUUAUAAUUCUCCGCGUUAUUUUACUCGUAAAUGUUACUUUUUUAUGUGGUUUUGCUUUAUCGCUUUUUUUGGUUUCUAUUGGAUGCUUCGGCUUCUUCAGUUUUCAGCUACGAGUGCAGUGUUGAGUGAUGAUUUUGUGAGUUUUGUUGCAAUUUUUCUUGUGAUUUAUUAAGUGAACACCACCAACAGCACAUUUAUUAGCAAAAGGACACGUUUUUGGAGGGUAACUCGCACGUUAAAUUUGGAUUAAUAAGCUCCUUGAUCAUAGAAGAGGCAUGGAUCAUUAAUUUUCUUCACGUCCUCUAAGGUAUCUACAGAACAAAAAUACCACCUAUAAUAAUCAGUAUGCCGUAAUUACUGUCAGUGGUCUGAAAGCGGUAUGACAUCAAAUGAGGGGGGAGUAAACACUCCCCUUUCACCGCCAGCUUUGCCAUCUCCUGGUGGAAAAUUGCCGUCCUUAGAUCCAACCGAUCGUUUACUGGGCAAAGGAUCACCUUUUGCGCCCGCAACGGGCGACCCACAACGACACUCCCAAUCGGAUGACGAUUCUGGCUGUGCUCUGGAAGAAUACACGUGGGUUCCAGCUGGGCUUAGGCCUGACCAGGUGCAUCUAUACUUCUCCGCUCUUCCAGAAGAUAAAGUGCCAUACGUAAAUUCCGUUGGCGAACGUUAUCGCGUAAGACAACUUCUUCAGCAGCUUCCACCUCACGAUAAUGAAGUACGUUAUUGCCACGCCCUUACCGAUGAAGAACGCAAAGAAUUGCGACUUUUUUCAGCGCAAAGAAAAAGGGAAGCGCUCGGAAGAGGUGUUGUUAAACAACUGCCGGCACCCAUGGCAUGCGAAGCGUGCGAAGAGCCCUUAUCGACUGGAGACAUUUCCGUAUUUGCCUCAAGAGCCGGUGCUAAUUCCUGCUGGCAUCCUGGAUGCUUUACCUGCUCCAUUUGUCGCGAGCUUUUGGUCGACCUAAUAUACUUUUAUAAAGAUGGGCGACUAUACUGCGGCCGACAUCAUGCGGAAACAAUAAAGCCUAGGUGCUCCGCUUGCGAUGAGAUUAUUCUUGCGGAUGAGUGCACGGAGGCAGAAGGUCGGGCUUGGCACAUGAAGCAUUUCGCAUGCUCAGAAUGUGAACGUCAAUUAGGCGGACAACGGUAUAUUAUGCGCGAUGGUAGGCCAUAUUGCCUCCAUUGUUUCGACGCCAUGUUCGCCGAAUACUGCGAUUCCUGCGGCGAACCCAUCGGCGUCGAUCAAGGACAGAUGAGCCACGAAGGACAACAUUGGCAUGCAACCGAUCAGUGUUUUUGUUGCCACACCUGCCGAACCUCUCUGCUGGGUCGCCCUUUCUUGCCAAGACGAGGUGCCAUCUACUGCUCCAUAGCAUGUAGCAAAGGUGAGCCUCCUACUCCAUCGGACAGUUCGGGUCCGGGAACUCGCCUACCUCGACAACAACCCCGCAAUCGUCCGCCCCGUGUUCCUUCCCCAAAUGAGUCCAGUACACCACCACCUUCACCAUCUCGAAGACCGCCUCCCUCUCCCACUACCUCCUCGCCUUCAUCACCUCCUGGUAUUUCCCACUCUCGCCAUCCCACCUUACCAAAGUCUUCCCCUCCUUUACGUUCUCCUAAAAUGGGAAGAAGGGCGUUACAGAGAUCGCCAAAGCCAGCAUCUACUCCAUCGGACUCCGGUCAAACCGAAUGCAUACAAAUACAAAGCGAAGAAUUGGCCACGCGUGGAAUACAAUCUGCACCUCAAAGCCCAGGUGGGCGAGGACUGGACCGUGUAGUCUUCGAGCGCAAUCUCGAGAGACUUUUAAACGAAAAACAGUCUCACGGAUCUGACUUAGAAAGACUUCUGCACGCAAGAGACCGAAGCAGAGAACCGCUACACCUAGCCGAUCUGAGCUUGGACGAUUGGCAACCUCGCAGUUGUAGUGAUUCUGGGAAAAUAAAGAAAACAGAUAACAACACUACGGAAAAAGAAAACAAUAAUUGUUCCAGUGAGGAAACGCCACCGCACGCUUCUUCAAUGCCGGAAUUAGCAGUCGCCAAUUCAAGCGAUAGCACGCCAGGCAGUUCGACAACUCCCGGAUCUCCCUACAAAAAGAAUAAAGGCCUGUUAAGCGUACGGUUUCAAGGUGAUAACGAAGCAUUCGAAGGGGACGAUGGAGGUGAUGGGAACGAAAGGAAAAAGUUUCCGAGAAGUCGCAGCUAUUCGGGUAGGACAAGACAUCUUGAUAGUUUGGAUAGAAGAAGAUCCAAAAAGAGUACUUCCGGGACCCAUACGCCGAGCUCAAGCCGCCACCACGACGAGGACGCUUCUAGCUACUGUUCAACUUGCUCUUCCAGCUCUUCCAGUGACGAUUUAGACUACCAGCUACCUCCGAGACGCGCAUACGGAGGGGUUCGAAUCUCUUAUGUUCCUAACGAUGCACUUGCCUGUGCCAGGAGACGGCAAGCGACAUCCGGUCAGAAAUCUCCUUGUAAAAGAGGAAAUACCAUAGACGAUAAAGAUAAAAACUGCACAAUAUCAUGAUUAUUUUUGAAUCGUUUACUAAUCGUUGCCUUC